AGUCACAAGUUAUCACCAUAGCAACGGCCUGAGAGCUGUAACGUGCUCUGGUUCGCCACAGGACAAUGGCAGCCCGAAUUGUUCGCGAUGCCUUCCCACACAUGGACGAAGAUCUGUUCCAGUAUGUGGAAGGGGUGCUCGACUCGGGCGAGGAGUUUGAGUCCGGCGAUGACGUGUACGAGGCGAUCGGCGGCAUCGUAGAGCAGGUGGCCGGCGACGACAGCGAGCACGUGGUUCGCCUGCUUUGUGACCGGGUGAUGGCGCAGCUGCGAGUUAGUGCUCCGGACGGCCACCAGGUGGCCAACGGCGGCCGGAAGCGACUGGAGGGCGCC
Messenger RNA from Pollicipes pollicipes, 332 nucleotides. RefSeq names its product ATP-binding cassette sub-family F member 3-like. The transcript is spliced from 3 exons. NCBI's taxonomy places the organism in Eukaryota, Metazoa, Arthropoda, Thecostraca, Pollicipedomorpha, Pollicipedidae. The annotation marks the transcript as partial. The record is from RefSeq and is a predicted model, not a curated record.